AUGGGGAAUGUUAGAGAUUGGAUGUAUUUACCUAGACGGUUACCUGAGUUUGAAUCUGGUGUCAUUGAAUUUCUUAAUGCCUCGUUUGCUAAGGUAGCAAAGGGUGGUCAAAUUUGUUGUCCUUGCAAACGAUGUAAGAACCGCUAUUGGUAUCGAAGGGAUAAAGUAUUUGACCAUUUAAAAGGGUAUGGGUUUGUAGAAAACUACUAUGUAUGGGUUUUUCAUGGAGAAAAAUCCUCACAAUCUAUGUCUAAUAUCGCCAUAGACGAUGAUGGAGCUGGUAUGCAUGACAAUUUUGAUGAAUUAUUGCAUGAUAGGUUUAGAGAUGUGGCAGAAGAAAUAAGUAUGGUGCAAGAAGGAUUAAAUGAAGAGGCCAAAAAGUUCUAUAAAGUGGUGGAAGAAGGAAAGCAAGAGUUGUUCCCAGGUUGUAAAAAUUUCACAAAGCUAUCUUUCAUCAUCCGACUUUUUCUCUACAAGACUCUUCAUGGGCUAAGUAAUGUAGCAUUUAAUGAUCUAUUACAACUUUUUCAAGAGGUGAUUCCUGAGACAAAACUUCCUGCUAGUUUUACACAAGCUAAAAAUAUCGUGAAGGAUUUGGGGCUUGAUUACAAAAAGAUUCCUGCAUGUCCGAAUGAUUGCAUGCUAUACUGGAAGGAUCAUGAAGAAGACGAUACCUGCCAUGUCUAUCAUACCUCUAAGUGGAAACAAAUGGAUGAGAAACAAGCGAGCAAGCAUGUCAAUGAGCAUUUCAAAAAAUCUUCAAAUAUUCCUGCUAAGGUUGUGUGGCAUUUUCCUUUAAAACCAAGGCUCCAAAGACUUUUCAUGUGCUUUGAAACAGCUAAAUAUAUGACGUGGCAUGACAAAGGACGUCCUAAUGAUGGAAACUUAAGACAUCCUGCGGAUGGGGAAAGCUAG
Lactuca sativa (garden lettuce) is the source of this 915-nucleotide messenger RNA. The record is from RefSeq and is a predicted model, not a curated record. NCBI's taxonomy places the organism in Eukaryota, Viridiplantae, Streptophyta, Magnoliopsida, Asterales, Asteraceae.